Molecule: messenger RNA, 3538 nt
Organism: Cladophialophora immunda
Lineage: Eukaryota; Fungi; Ascomycota; Eurotiomycetes; Chaetothyriales; Herpotrichiellaceae
Exons: 1
Coding region: 103-3321 (1072 amino acids)
Biological process (GO): establishment of meiotic spindle localization; spindle organization; mitotic cell cycle
Cellular component (GO): spindle pole
Source: RefSeq, a predicted model, not a curated record
AAGAGCUGCCCUCCAUCGCCAUCGGACCAUGGCAACAAAACCCAUGUGCUGAAGAAAUGUAAUUGUAUCUCGUGGGAGAACACAAGAGCUCGACUCUCAGCAAUGCUGCCUCCACCCGCGACCGUUGCUGGCACGCCAUGCCCAGUUCCGCUCUACGCAGAUGUCCCAGCGCAAACACAACAACGUCACAAUCAACACCACCGUCAACUCGACCGAGCCUCACUCUCGUCGUCUCCAAGCGAUGACACAACGGCCAACAUUGAAUAUACGUCCGCUUUUGCAGCACCUGCCCCCGGCAUUCUGAAGAAUGCUAAACCGCGACGCAGACGACAGCAGGACGGCAUGGUCUUCACGAUCCACGAGGACAGGGCUCAAAUUGUGGCUUCACGAGGUGGCGAUGGACGAGGCAGUAACAACACCAGUGAAGAUGGCAAUGGUAACAAGGAUAACCCGCUGAAAGUAGGCGCCAGGAGGAGGGCUGCGAUGUCUCAACCGCCGCAGCGACCAAAAAAACGAGCCGCCGUUGGAGCUGCUUGUACUAUACCCAUGUCCUCAACGGCUGCUCUCGCUGUUGCUUCAGCGGACGAUGCUUCCGGCACUGCACAGCACCAGGUUCCGAAGCGGGGCAGUGCUUCGACGAGACUUAGUCGAGCUCCAAGACGACCAAUGGCAAACAAAGCCGAGGGAGCAUCAUCAUCUGCCGAACCGCUGCCAUCACUACCUGAAGACACCAUUGCUCUCCCCAUGAUCGAUUCAACAAUUACGCUCAAGCCAGCGCGACGGGCUACGAUCUACAUCCCGACCGAGGACACUACGAUGCCAAGCAUGUACAUGGGCAUCUUCAGCCCUGUCAGGAAUCUUGAUCCAGCGGUGAAGACUUCUCCGGGAUUAACAUCGACAUCGGGGACUGUAGAACGAUCAAGCAAGCCAGAUGUCGAAUUAACGGGGAUUGUUGCGCAGAUGGUCGCGAAGAAGAGAGGCCCAGCGAAGGCAAAAGGCGCAAUGUCUCCAAAGCGACGGCCGUUGCAGGUCACGACCAGACCCCUCCAAGAAAGCACAGUGAUGGUAGAUCGCUGGGGUCAAGGCGGUGGUAAGGAGAACAUCCCCCCGGGUGAGAAUGAAAUGUUGGGCAAGGAAGCGAAAGCUGGGAAAGGGCGAGCUAGGCUCGAGGGACGAGGCAAAGAUCCGGAGGCUGCAUGUCCUCUGCUUGAGCAUAAAGUCAACCCGCAACCACGAGCUUCGUCGUCCUACGAACCCGCAGCGAGCUUUUCGAGGAAAGUCAAGCCCGAAAGUCCCGCUCAGGGCGCCAGCACGAAGCCGAGCUGGAAUGCAGGACCACGGUUGAAGACCAGUCGCCCGGGUCGAAAACCCAAGUCGGAGAAUAUAGAGCCAAAGUCAGGCCACGGUGCAUUGGAGCGUGAAUCCCUUACCAGGAAGCCGUCAGUCCCCAGUCGAUUUGUUAUCCCGAAGGUGGAUCCUCCGUCACCCAGUGAAUCGUUUCCUGUGAUCACUGAAGACCUUGUCGACCCUGCGAUGUACGAGGACAAUUGGUUAAACCACCAAGAGAUCGCCAUCACGCAACUUGUCAACAACCUCUUUGGAGCAUCUGCCCCGUUAUCCUUGCCAGUGGAAGAUGACAUGCUGAGGCUCGAGUUGCUUGAGAGAUAUGGCGACCCGAAAAAUGCCAUGCUUUACAAAAGACUUCAGGCAGCCUUGCUAUAUGGUGCGCUCAGUGUGCCCAGGGACGUUCUUACAAGUGCUGUGAGACUCAGUACCGACCUAGGAAAGCGAAAGGCGUUCACGGAUUUGUGGCUCGAUACGUAUGAACUUCCGUGUCUCCGCUCGGCGCUUGAGGUUGUUGUUGGUCGGCGGUGCUUGAGUUGUGGGACCGCGUCUUCGUCAGUGCGCCCCAGCAUCGACAGUGGACACAUUGUCAACCGACGUACCUUGCAACAGUUUAUCGAGACCUUCCUGCUUCGAAAUGAAGAUGGACAGCCGGAUGAGGCAUCCACGGAUCGCCCUUCAUGGUCAUAUCAGCGCACUCUUCUUCGGAGUCUGAUGCUCAUCAAGCUUCUGGAUACGGCGAAAGCUGCCCUAAGCCCGGUUGCGAGCACGUGCCUAUUCCAACCAUGCUCAUCGUACAAGACAUCUGUGAGUGUUGUCAAUGCACUUUUCCAGAUGCUCAAUCCCAACGCUGGGGACCCAGUUCGAGCCUUGACGCAUAUUGGGUAUGUGGUCAUACACACACAACAUCCUCUUGCGGAAUACUCGUACAAGAUGGAAAAUCUGGCGAUCGACUUGCGGGACGGGGUCCGCCUGACAAGACUUGUCGAACUUCUCCUAUAUCCCUCAGCGGCACCGUCUCUCGAGCGCGUGCACGAUUCGGGUUCAACUUCCAGUAUCCUUUUGCCCACCGGAGAACAGUUGUCAUUGACCGAAGGGGACCACAACUGGCCAUUGUCUCAACAUCUCAAAUAUCCCUGUCCGGGCCGUGCGACGAAACUGUACAAUGCGCAGAUUGCACUGAGCGCAAUACAAGGAGUCAAGGGGGUAAGGACAUUGGCAGAAUCUGUCAAAGCAGAAGACAUUGUAGAUGGAUUCAGAGAAAAGACUGUCAGGCUGCUUUGGGGCCUGACCAGCAAGUGGGGACUUGGCGGUCUAGUCGACUGGGACGAUAUUGAACGUGAAAUCAAGAGACUGUGCCGCACAAGCCCCAGCAGUUACGAAAACGACUACUUCGACCUGCUACCGGAUGAAGAUGGUCAUGCGCGACACACGGUCCUAUUGAAGGCAUGGGCACAAGCCAUUGCCAGCAAAGAAGGGAUCCGGGUGACCAAUUUGACCACAAGCUUCACGGAUGGACGGGUUUUCCAGGCUAUUGUUGAGGAAUACGAAGGGUAUCUCGUUGAUGACGUCGGGCCGCGAAUGGGUCGCUCGCUCACUGAGCGGCUGAGAUGUCUCGGAUGCAGUGAGGAGUUUGCAAUGCUUUUCGCCCAGUCAGAUGCGUCUCGCCACCGUGCGCACAUUUUCGGCCGGGACUUUGUGGUGGCUGCAUUGGCAUUCCUAUGCUCUCGACUUCUCAAUCCGACCAAAAGAGUGAGAGCGGCCGUGACGAUACAGAGGAGAUGGCGCUCGUAUUGGGCACGGGUGGUCGAGUCUCGCAAGGUCCAUUUGAAGGCGGUUGCAGAGAUCUGCGCUACAGUGGCUGCUCAAAGGGCGGCAGCCGUUACAGCAAACCAAGGAGGGCAUGAAGUGGAUCGGCCGGUGGCCAGCGAAGAGGAGAAGGAACUUGCCGACGAAGACAUCUGGUUGAACUUGUGAACAGGGGAGUCGAGGGACGGUGGGAUUGGUCUGGAUGGUGAUGUGAUGUGGUACGAACCAAAUUGAAGACAAAGUCUGUUGUUUGAAGAGCCCGGACCGGACCAGGCAGGAAGCCAAAUCAUUGUUACACCAAGGUCUGCAUCUACUGAACGAGUCUAGUUAGCAAGCAGGUGAAAGUCAAAUAGUCAAUGAUGCAGCAUGGACGAUCUGAUAUCAA